This is a messenger RNA of Seminavis robusta, 4079 nucleotides long. Lineage: Eukaryota; Bacillariophyta; Bacillariophyceae; Naviculales; Naviculaceae. The record is from the annotation of a GenBank genome assembly.
CAAUCGAACGCCGUAAAACAUGAGAGCACCGGCUUGCCAAAUGGCCCACGAACUGCUUUGGCCGACCAUGAGUGCCUUGUAAAUCAAAAAGGACGUCAAUGCGGUGGCCAUUCCGUAGGCGUAUGACACGCCAUAUUCGCUCUUCCAGAAUCCCAGACAGGUGGGGAGGAAACAGGAUAAGAAAAUCUUUUGAGACAGAGGAAGGGCACACAGAGAGGCGGGGAGAGCUUGCAUGCGGGUAGUAGUACUAGAAUCUUGUGCGCUUCGUUGCAAGGAAGUAGAUUUGGGGAGUCCAUGGUCGAUUGGUUUUCGUUGGACUUCAAGAAUGCCCGGAACUCCUGGAACUCGGGCGAUGGGACGCUGAGAUACAAACGCUGCCGAUUGCUGAGCUCCCAGCAAAACCAGAGACAGAAUCAAACGUUGGGCAAGGCACUUCCUCAUUGUCAUCGUCAUGCACAAGGAUACUGGCUACCUACUGGUAGUAGAAGCACAAGAUCAAAAGUAGUGUGGCACCCAUGAGAGGACGACGACGACACCAGCCUUGACGGAGGUGUCAAAGGAGAGACUGAAGAUCUUUGAACAUCAUUUACCAAUAGAUGAGAAAGAUAUUUUGUACGGCACAUCCGGGUUAGAUGACAGGGUUCCGCGAAAUACCAAAGACACAAGGACUCAAAAUGACCACCACCCAUCGCUGUUUGGACAGCAAACUCAGCUGGUUUCUUCCUCACAGUCAGUUGGACUAGUACAUUGUCAUGUCGGGUUCAGGUAAUAAAAGGCAGCUCACGGGGUCGAUUAGGAACAUUUAUGGCAGAGACCAAGAGAUCCAGAUUUUAUCACAAGGCCUGGAUCAGAUUGGGACGACGGUUCCGUUGAUUUUUGUGGGAGGCAAGAGCGGCACGGGGAAAUCGGCUCUCAUAGAACACGUCUUAAAAUCAUCCAAAGGUCAAGCAUGGCUCAUUGGAACAUGUAAAUUCGAACAAGCACCCAAUCCCAAUCCGCAUGGCGUUUUGUUGACAGCUCUUGGCAAGAUUAUUAGGGAUAUUCUACAGCUACAUCCCGGUUCCAGGGGGUUGUACAGGAAGAAACUGGUGGACGCAUUUCAAGCGGGCGAACUCAGUCACCUUACCGAACUCCUGCCGGAGCUCGGAGAGUUGCUGGAAACCAAAAACAAGAAAACUUCCAUCAAGAGUUUGUUGAAACAGGGAGGGAGGGCAUUUUCCAUACGAAAGCUAAAACAAAACAGUUAUCAUUCUCGGGGAGACCUUGAGCGCUUCAAGUUUUCCAUGCGGCUCCUCUUACGAACACUGGCCAGUGUGGACAAGACUGUGAUUUUAUCUUGUGACGAUCUGCAUUGGAUUGACAAGACCAGUCUUGAUGUAUUGCAAGCAAUCUUGCUGGACAAUGAACUGAGAAACCUGGCAUUUAUUGGAUCGUUUCGAGACGACGAAGUUGAUGGUACCGAGAAUACUCAUGGCCUCUCCAACUUCCUGGAGGCCGUCAAGUCAAGCUCGCGGGCAGCAGGUUGCCGACAUAUCUCUGUCAACAGCCUCCCUGUGACAGAUGUACAGUCAUUGCUUGAGGCUGUUUUAAAGACAGCGGAUGGAAUUGAAGCGUUGACAGAGUUUGUGUACCAAAGAACUGGUGGAAACGUGUUUUACAUCAAGCAGCUACUUGAUAGCUUGGAAGCGAGAAAGCUCAUGCAAUACACCUACUCUUCCACUUUGUCAAUGCUGCAAUGGACUUGGAACAUUGAAUCUCUCAAGAGCAAGACUACGGUCUCGCAAGAUGUUGCGGAAAUUAUCAAGGCAAACAUCGACUUGCUUUCUGACAAUCAGCGUCUCAUAUUGGCACGGUGUGCUUGCCUUGGCUUUCGAUUUCAUCAGAGGUAUCUUGAAAUCUUUGAACAAAACAAUGGAAACGAAGAAGAAAAGCAAAUUGAAACGAGUAUCCAAGACUACACCGAAGAUGUCAACGUCUUAAUAGAGGCAGGAAUGCUGGAAGAAGUUGACGAAAUGCUGAAAUUCAGCCAUGAUAGUAUAUUAGAAGCUGCUUUACUCCUCAUUGCAAAUGAUGCUGAACGAAGCCAACUUCAUUUCCAGAUUGGCCAUGAACUCUACAACCGACACUUUGCCCCUGGAGUGGAUGCCAGCAUGAAGGAACAAGAGCAUACAGACCAAAUUCUUUUCCUGUGUGUAGACCAGUUGAAUUCUGGCAUUGACGCCAUUUGUCUGUGUGAUGAAAGGGGCAUCCAGUUAAGCCUGGCAGAGCUCAACUUCCAAGCUGCCAAGAAAGCAGCUGAAUUCUCCUCGUUUGAUCAUGCUAUGGUCUAUGCCAAAAAUGGUAUUGAGUUGCUGGAGAAGGAAAGCUGUUGGAAGGAGAACUAUGAUCUGGCCCUGGGAAUGCACACAAUAUUUGUUCAAAUGAGCUUCUGCACAGGGUCCAAUGACAUGUUAGAACAAAUGGUGGGGGUGAUCACGAGCAACUCAAAGAAUGUUGUCGAUUCAACCAAAGCCUGGCUUGUGCUUAUUGAGUACCUUGGAUUUGGCAACAGAUUUGAGGAGAUGCUCCAAACCAUUCUUCAUGUGUUUGAACUUGCAGGUGAGGAACUUGCUCCAGACCCUACUAUGGAGUAUGCCAGGACAAAGUUUGAACAGACAGCUGCAAAACUCAACAAGCUCACAGAUGACGACAUCCUAAAUCUACCCACGAGCGAUGAUCCCCUUAAGGAAUUCUGCAUUCGUGUCCUUGGGUCAGCACAUUCUCCUGUGAAUCAUCUGAAAGGCCCGAGGGCACAAAUAACUUAUGCAUGCAAGAUGGUUGAUUUGACAUUGGAGCAUGGACUUGGGAGAUCUUCUGCAGAUGCCUUUUCAGUCUUUUCUUCGUCCAUCCUGUCAGAAUUCUACGAGACCCGCUUAGCAGCUCGUGCAGGUGCCUUGACGUUGAAGCUGACUGAAAAACUCCACCUGACUGAGAGGGCUGCAAGCGCAAGAGUGUGUGCUGCCAAUCAGUUUACUUGGCACAAACCCCUGUCUCUUUCCCUUGAUUACCUCAUGGAGACCUACCAAAUGGGGCUUCGAAGUGGUGAGGUGGGAGCUGCAUGCUUGUCAAUUGUGGCCUAUGGAUUCUCGUUCUAUUAUUGCGGCUUGAAUCUGAUGCCGCUGGCCAAGGACUUGGGUCAGUUCAUUGUCAAGAUGCAUUACUAUGGCCAGACUUCAACCUUGCUGUUUGCGCUGAGCAACUACCAGUGUGUGUUGAACUUGACUGGCCAGUCUGAUUCUGUACUUGACAUUGGUGGUGGUGAAUCACAGAAAUGGAGAAAAAUUGCAAAUUGGAAUGGAAAAACCGGUGGGCAGUCAGACCUUUCGUAUUUGCUACAAAUUGCCAUCUUCUGCAGAAACAAGAAAAUUGCAGUGGAGACCAAGGAAAAACUUCUAGUCAGUGACAAGGUCAACUCAUCAGCUGUGGUCAAUGGUGCCUACUACUUUGGACUUGCAAGGGCUUUCUACAUGGGAAUUGUGUCGUAUUGGCAAUACCACACAUGCUCCAAGUUGAACUUGGCCCGAAGGCAAAAACUGCUAGGCGAGGCAAAGAAGUUUCAUGAUAUGGUGAGGUCAUGGGUUGUGGAGCACGGCAGCAUCAAUCUGCCCCAAAAACUGUUCAUCCUGGAAGCUGAACAACUCAGAGCGCAGGGAGUGAAAGGUGCCGAUUUGAAAGCUGCAUAUGAGAAGGCCAUUGUAGCCUCAACAAAAUCAGGCUUCACCCAAGAUGCAGCAUUGGCAGCCCACUUAGCAAGCGAGGCCAUACCAAAGGAAAGGGAAAACUUUUUGCAGCAGGCUCGAAGCUCAUACCUCCGCUGGGGUGCUACAGGCGUGGUUCAGUACAUUGACAGGGAUCUGGUUGUGGAAGAUCAGUCUUCUGGGGAGAUGGAGGAGUCAUCUUUUCGUGCCAGACGGCGUUUCAGUGAAGCCAUGUUAAGGGAAGAGGCGGCCAUACCGCUGCAAACGAAUCCAGAGAAACUACACAUUGCCAACCGAGACAACAGAAACUCCAUAUCUUAGGUUUUUGCAAGUCGGAUCCUG